Messenger RNA from Colletotrichum spaethianum, 486 nucleotides. RefSeq lists its product as uncharacterized. NCBI's taxonomy places the organism in Eukaryota, Fungi, Ascomycota, Sordariomycetes, Glomerellales, Glomerellaceae. The transcript has 2 exons. Bases 1 to 486 code for a protein of 161 amino acids. The record is from RefSeq and is a predicted model, not a curated record.
AUGUCCUGUGUCCAUCUCAACCUUAACAUCCCGUCCUUCAUCGACACCCUCUACUGCAUUAAUCUCAACUUGACAUUCAUUACACAGAAGCGCUUUGAGACCCUUGUUGUGCGGCAUCAGAAGCUCGCCAGAGUCGUAACCUGUUCUUUUCCGGCUUCUGCUCACCGAUGGCGGAUUCUGGACGUGGAAGCCGCGGCCGCGGCCGUGGUGACUUUGGUCGCGGUCGUGGCCGAGGUGGAGGUGGUGACUUUCAGCCUCGAGGAGGAGGAUUUCGUGGCGAUCGUGGUGGCGGUAACGUCAGAGGAGAUCGCGGCGGCAGCAGCAGCUUUCGAGAUGAUCGCGGCGGCCGUGGCAGUUACGGAGGUGAUCGCGGAGGUCGAGGUGGCGGCAGAGGUGGCCGCGGCGGUCGCCCUCCUCCUUUCGACGGCGAAGGUUCAUUCUACGGGUAUGUUCACCAUCACAGGUUCCACGCUUCGGGUUAGCUAA